Molecule: messenger RNA, 5426 nt
Organism: Indicator indicator
Lineage: Eukaryota; Metazoa; Chordata; Aves; Piciformes; Indicatoridae
Product: IgGFc-binding protein-like
Exons: 14
Coding region: 1-5022 (1673 amino acids)
Source: RefSeq, a predicted model, not a curated record
AUGGAGGGCAGCAGCAACAGCAUCUGGGCGCAGGCACCAUCUCACCUCGGGGACAACUUCCUGGUGGCCUUCAUGCAGAACGACGUGCAGCAGAACCUGCAGAGCGACCUCCGGCUACUCCUCACGGGUUCCUCCCCCUCCACCUCGGUCACCAUUUCCAUGAGGAAACCUGGGCUGAGGAUGACUCUGCAGGUGACUGCCGGCCAGACUGUCCUGGUGAAGAUCCCACCCCAGGCUGAGAUGGUCGGGAGCAGGACCUUUGACAACGCCGUGGCGGUGAAGGCCUCCAGCGCCAUCUCCUUGGUGAUGGUCAACGAGAAGCCAAACUCUGUUGACUCUGCCCUGGUGGCCCCAGUCCAUGCCUGGGGCACUGAGUACCAGGUGGUGACCCCCAGCGUGGGGACUGACCGCUACAGCCAGUUUGCGGUGGCUGCCUGGGAUGAAACCACCAAGGUGGAGGUGCAGCUCAAAGCUCCAGUGACCUUCCAGGGCAGGUCCUACCCUCGGGGGUCAGUGAUCUCUCUCCAGCUGGAGCCCUUCCAAGCUGCCCAGUUCCAAAGCCCAGCAGAUCUGUCUGGGACCAAGGUGACCUCGGACAGGCCGGUCGCUGUCUUCAGUGGUCACACCUGCCUGGCCAGGUUCUCCACUUGUGACCACCUGGUGGAGCAGCUCCAGCCGGUGUCUAGCUGGGGGACUACCUUCAUCGUGCCUCCCUUGCCCUUUGAGACCCAGUCAGACAUCGUCUAUGUCUCCACCUCACAGAAGACAAAGGUGGAGGCUCAUCAUGGGGCCACCAAAACGCUCCGAGACCUCCGCGCCGGCAGGACCACCUUCUAUGGCCUCCAAGCUGCCAACACCUUGACCCUCAAGGCCAGUGUUGGUGUCCAGGUCAUCUUCUUCUCAGAUGGAGGCCUCAAAGGUGACAUCUCCUACGACCCCUUCUUUAUGACCAUCCCAGAUGUCUCCAGCUACUGCAGCUCCUACAAACUCUUCACCUUGGAUGGUUAUGACAACUACGCCCUGCUGGUGGCCCAGACCUUGGCCACAGCUGGGCUCAAGCUCAACCAAAGCCCCUUGAGGAACCUCUCCUGGAAGCCUGUCCCUGGCACCGACUAUGCCUGGGCAGGGCUGAGCUUGGGUAGACAGUUUGGUGUCCACACCAUGGAGCAUGAGACCUCCCGCUUUGGUCUCCUCAGCAUUGGGGUCCGGGAACAGAAGGCCUAUGGCUUGGUGGCCGUCUGCAACAGCGAUCCUUGCCUCCUGGUGAGCUGCCGGCCCAAGGAGACCUGCACGGUGGAGAAGGGUGAAGCUCUUUGUGCCCAUGACUACAUGGGCACCUGCAUGGGGUCACCACCCCUCCAGUACCACACCUUCGAUGGACUGACCCUGCACACCCAGGGCGGUUGCACCUACACUCUGGCCAAGUAUUGCGGCAAGGAUCCCACCCUGGAGUCCUUCAGUGUGGAGGAGAAGAGGACUGAAGGUGAUCUCAAGGAGUGGUUGACCAAUGUCUAUGUCUAUGGCUACAACAUCUCCAUCCACAAAGGAGAAGGAGGUGACAUCAAGGUCAACAACCAAGCCACCACCCUCCCAACCACCUUGGGAGCUGAGAAGGUCCAGAUCUUCCGCAGCCAAGGUCAUGUCAUCCUCCAGACCCAGUUUGGGCUCCAGGUGACCUAUGACGAAGCCUGGGCCAUAGCCUUGGCCCUGCCCAGCAGCUACUUUGGGGCCACCUGUGGCCUUUGUGGCAACUUCAACGAGGACCUGGAAGAUGAGAUGAAGCUUCCUGGUGGGACUCCAGCUCCCAGCCUGGAGGAGUGGGUUGAAAGCUGGCGAGAUGCCUCCUGCCAGGUCCAUUGUGGAGACCAGGAGGUGCUGCAGGACACAGGAGGAUGUGAGGUCCAUGAGACCAAGACUUCAAUGGAGGGCUUUUCUUCAGGACCCCCACAAGGUUCUCGAACCCCUGGUGAUAUCAACCAAGGCAAUGGUCGCUCCUACAAGGUCCAGGAGGAGUUCUGGGCUGAUGGGAGCUGCCGGCGCCGCUGCAGAUGUGAGGCUGGUGGGAAGGCCACCUGCAGGGAGGUUGGGUGCAGAGCCCAUGAGAAGUGUGUGGUGGCUGAGGGUGUCCCCAGCUGCCAGGCCACCAAGUUCCUGACCUGUGUGGGGACAGGAGACCCUCACUACACCACCUUUGACGGUCUCAGGUUUGACUUCCAAGGGACCUGUGUCUACCAGCUCGCUGCGCUCUGCAAGGAGGAUCCCGGGCUGGUCCCCUUCGUGGUCACGGUGGAGAACAACAACCGCGGGAGCAAAGCUGUGUCCUUCACCAAAAGGGUCACCUUGGAGGUCUAUGGUGACGUCGUCACCAUGAGCCAGGAGCACCCCAAGAAGGUCAAGGUCAAUGGUGCCUUUGUGGAGCUCCCUUUUGGCCAGAAGGACCACUUUGAGGUCUACCACAGUGGCGUCCAUGGCUUCAUCAGGACUUCCUUCGGGCUGAGGGUCAGCUUUGACUGGUACAGCUAUGCCAGGGUCAUCCUCCCCACAGCUUAUGCCGGUGCUGUGUGCGGCCUCUGUGGCAACGCCAACGGCAACCCAGAAGAUGACUUCACCACCCAGCAGGGUCAAAUGGCCACCAAUGAGGUCCAAUUUGCCACCAGCUGGAAGGUUGGAGAAGUUCCUGGUUGCUCUGCAGGUUGUGUUGGGGAUUGUCCAAGCUGCAGCGAAGAGCAGAAGAAGAUCUACCGUGGGGAGAAGUACUGUGGGGUCAUCUCCAGGCCUGAAGGACCUUUCAAGGCUUGCCACCAGGUGGUCAACCCAAGGUCCUACCUUGAAGAUUGUGCCUUUGAUGCCUGUCACUACAAAGGCCACCGGGACACCCUUUGCAAAGCCAUUGCCGCCUAUGUCACUGCCUGCCAGAGCCAGGGGGUGGCCGUGGAGCCCUGGAGGACCUCCACCUUCUGUGGUCCAUCCUGUCCCCGCCAUUCCCACUAUGAGCUGUGUGGUUCCAGCUGCCCGGCCACCUGCCGCGGUGGCCAGGCCAACCCUGAGGAUUGCUCCUUGCUUCCAUGCACCGAAGGCUGCUUCUGUGACCAGGGCUUUGUCCUCAGUGGUGACCAGUGCGUCCCAGCUGGGGGGUGUGGCUGUGACCACAGGGGGCGCUACUACAAGAAGGGGGAGGAGUUCUACCAAGCUUCCUGCCGGGAGCGCUGCCUCUGCAAAGGCCAAGGGUUGGUGGAGUGUGAAGAGGUAUUCUGCAGUGCCCACGAAGAGUGCAGGGUAGAAGAUGGGGUCCUGGGCUGCUUUCCGGCAGGAUAUGGGCGCCUGGUGGUGUCAGGAGACCCUCACUACCUGACCUUCGACGGCAGAGCCUUCCACCUGCCUGGCUCCUGCACCUACGUCCUGGCCAAGGUCUGUAGGCCCCAGCAGAGGUUGACCAACUUCACAGUGCUGCUGGAGCAUGACGUGGGUGGCCGUGGCAACCUGGCGCUGAUGAAGAGGGUGGUGGUCAGCAUCCACGGGGCCACCAUCAGCAUGGAGAGGGGACGCAGCUGGGAGGUGAUGGUGGACAGAGAACUCUUCACUCUGCCCCUGGUGACUGAGGACAGGAAGCUGAAGGUCAGCCAGGAAGGCAACAACAUUGUCCUGCAGACAGCUGCCGGCCUGCGCCUGCUCUACAACUCAGCCACCUACCUCCUGCUCACCAUCCCUGAUGCCUACCGGGGCCGCGUCUGCGGCCUGGGCGGCAACUACAACGGCAACCCUGGGGAUGACUUCCAGCUGCCUGGUGGCACCUUGGCCAGCAGCACCCAAGACUUUGUCACCUCCUGGAAGGUGGAGGUGGAAGCGGAGGCAGCGGCUUGCACUGAUGGCUGCACCCCCGAACUCUGCCCCCUCUGUGAUGUCACUGCCCCCACUGCUGCUCCCUACAGAGCCGCCGAUUCCUGUGGCCUCAUCCGAGACCCAAAGGGACCUUUCAGGGCUUGCCACCCUAGGGUGAGCCCUGUGGAGUACUUUAAUCAUUGCCUCCACGACCUUUGUGCUGCUGAAGGAGCAAGGGAGGUCCUCUGCCACAGUCUCCAGGCCUACAUGGCUGCUUGCCAAGCUGCCGGCGCUGAGGUCAGCAGGUGGAGAACGGCCACCUUCUGCCCCCUCUCCUGCCCAUCCAACAGCCACUAUGAGCUCUGCACCAGGACCUGUGACUUCACCUGCGCUGGGCUGACGGCACCAGCGCCCUGCGGCUGGAGCUGCUUUGAAGGCUGUCAGUGUGAUGAUGGCUUUCUCUUUGACGGCGGUGUCUGCGUGUCCCUGGAGAAGUGUGGCUGUGUCCACCACGGGAGGUAUUUCAAGGCAGGUGACACCAUCCUGGCCAACAACUGCUCCACCAGCUGCAGCUGUCACCCGUCCCAAGGCCUCCUCUGCCAGGACACUGAAUGUCCCCCAGAGCAGGUCUGUACCACGCAGGAUGGAGCUCAGAGGUGCACCAAGCAGGAAGGUCACUGCCACCUCACUCCUGGGGCCACCUUGACCACCUUCGAUGGUGCCAGUGGAAGGCUUCUGGCCAGUGGCACCUACAAGAUGACCUCCCUCUGCCAUGAGCAGUCCCCCAACUGGUUCAAGGUGGUGGUGGAUGUCAGCGAAUGUGGAGAGGACCAAGUCCCUGCCGUUACUGCCACCUUCAUCUUCUUCCGGGAAGCCUUCAUAAGGGUCAAUGCCAACAUGGAGGUGUGGGUGAAUGGUCUCUUCACCCCACUUCCAGCCGUGGUGGCCAAAGUCAUCUCUUUGAAGGAGGCCCUGGGGAACAUCACUGUCUCCCACCCAUCAGGGCUGGAUGUCCUCUUCAGCCCAAGUGGGGAGGUGACAGUGACCGCUGGGGCCACCUUGGUCAAUCAGCUCUGUGCUCCAUGUGGGAACUUCAACAGUGACCCAAGCGAUGACCUGAAGCUUCCUGAUGGUCGGACCAUGAGAAGCAUCGGGGAGGUGGUCGAUGCCUGGAAGGCCAAGGACUUCACAGGGUGCGACUGACACCCAAUGCCAAGGACGUUCCACUGCCAUGCCUCCAACCUGAUGAGGACAGAGGUGGAAGCCCCUAUCUACCCCCUGCAGUAGAUGAAGCUACCUGGUGGAUCCACGCCAGAAGACAACCUUGCAAUCGCGCCCCACCCCCAGUUGAUGCCCUCCUCAAAAAUAACCUUCCAGAGCUUCUCCUGCUUUUGGAAGAUCCAAAGGAUGGCCCUUGGUUGACCUUCUGCAAGCCCAGAAGGACAGCAGCACUGAGCUUUGAGGGACAUCUAUGGUUGAAGGAUCUCAAAGACCAGCAGAGAGACCUUGGGCUUCUGGGUUCCUCUUCCAAGGUGGACCUGGAUGGUCUUGGUUCCUCUUCCACUGAAGAACCUCUGCCUGCUGGUGGCUCCCAUAAUAAAUCAGUU